Molecule: messenger RNA, 539 nt
Organism: Pelecanus crispus (Dalmatian pelican)
Lineage: Eukaryota; Metazoa; Chordata; Aves; Pelecaniformes; Pelecanidae
Source: RefSeq, a predicted model, not a curated record
GUCAACAUCUUCCAGAUGGAGGGUCCCACCACUGACCCCACCAGCCAGCCCUGGCCAGGACCCCAACUCCAGCCUGAGAUCCUGGCCCCCAGCCCACCUCGGGAGACCUGGGCUGGCAAAUACGAGUUCCUGCUGUCCUGCCUGGGCUACUGCGUGGGGCUGGGCAACGUCUGGCGCUUUCCUUACCUGUGUUACCGCAACGGAGGAGGUGUCUUCCUCAUCCCCUACUUCAUCAUGCUGCUCGUCACGGGGCUGCCCCUCUUCCUGAUGGAACUGAGCCUGGGCCAGUACGGGGCCACCGGACCCAUCACUGUCUGGAAGUGCUGCCCGCUCCUGAAAGGUGUUGGUGUUGCCAUGCUGAUCGUGUGCUCCCUGGUGUCCCUCUACUACAACGUCAUCAUCGCCUGGGCUUUCUACUACCUGGGCUCCUCCUUCCAGAGCCCCCUGCCCUGGUCCUGCGAUGCCCCCAGGAAUGCAGACCUCUGCCAGAACACGUCGGGGAGCGCCGGCUGGGUCAGUGCCAGCGAGGUUUUCUGGAA